Messenger RNA from Cokeromyces recurvatus, 1684 nucleotides. RefSeq names its product S-adenosyl-L-methionine-dependent methyltransferase. Gene Ontology annotation, molecular function: methyltransferase activity. The transcript is spliced from 4 exons. The record is from RefSeq and is a predicted model, not a curated record. NCBI's taxonomy places the organism in Eukaryota, Fungi, Mucoromycota, Mucoromycetes, Mucorales, Mucoraceae. Bases 111 to 1646 code for a protein of 511 amino acids.
UUUUUUUUUUAGCUAUUGUUCCUUUAUCUUUCUCCUCUCUCUCUCUCUCUCUUUCUAAAUAUAAAGAAAAAGAAAACACAACAAGAAAAGAAAAGAGUUUUUAGAGAUUCAUGGGAAAUCAACAUUCCAAGUCACUGUCUAGUAAUUAUAAGAAAAGAUCUAAAUCGAUGACAAUGCGAUCAUCAUCGAAAAAAGAGCAAAUGAUAGACAAGUCCAACGAAAUGAAUAAUGUGAAGAAAACAGUUAUUGUCGAAAAUGUGUUAUUGCCAUCGAGUACUUGUGGUACAAUGGUGCAUCCAAAGUCAGAAUAUAAAUCAACAACAGAAACAUAUUUAUAUCAUGGAAGAAAGUAUCAAAAUUUUAAUACCAAGUAUAUUUUACCAAAUGAUGAGUUAGAGCAAGAUAGAUUGACUCAACUGCAUUUCAUAUACAAAUAUCUUUUCAGUGGUAAUUUCUCUGCUCCUGUAAAAGAUUUACUUUCUAUUAGACAAUUAAAACGUAAUUCGGGGAGUAGCUUCAGUCAAUGGAUACAAGAUGUACCACCACCUAGAGUAUUAGAUCUUGCCUGUGGAAAUGGCACUUGGAUAUUAGAGAUGGCUACUGAAUUCCCUGAUAGUCAGUUUUAUGGUGUAGAUCUCUCUGCUACUUACCCUACUACUAUUAAACCUAUAAAUACUCACUUUUCUCAAUACGAUAUAAUUCAGCCUAAUGGUUUACCUUAUCCUGAUAAUUAUUUUGAUUAUAUCCAUAUGCGUCAAGUCUAUAUUUGCUUUUCUACUGAUGAUUGGGUGACUAUUAUGAAGGAGAUUAAAAGACUAUUAAAACCAGGUGGCUAUGUUGAAUUUAGAGAUAUGGAUCCAAUACUAAUAAAUCCGGGACCAAUCACUCAAAACUUUUUCCUAGACUUCCCUAAAACAAUGCAAGAACAUCACAGUGUAAAUAUAUUAUGGGCAAGAUAUAUGCAUGAUGUCCUUCAGCAUGCUGGUUCUAUGACAGAUAUACGCAGACAAGUUCUCCCUUUACAAUUUAAUACAAAGGGCCCAAUAGGGAAUAUGAUUCAUACUUCAUUAAGGCUUUCACUAGAUAGUUAUCGACAUUUCUUCGAAAGACAUAAUAGGAUAGUCGACACAGAUUAUAAUACAAUAAUUGAUACCAUUUUGGAAGAAACUGUUCAAUACAAUUCUUAUUUUAAUUAUUAUUGUUGUUGGGGGAGGAAACCAUUAUGUGAUACAGAGUACCAUCUUCCACAACGUAUUUUUAAUAAUAGGCGAUAUUCUGCUGCUACUACUACUACUACUACUGCUGCCGCUGCUGUUACUAGAAAUAAUUCUAUUACAAUAGCUAACAAUAGUAGUAGUAAUAGUAGUGUUUAUAGCAAUAAAAGUGAUGAUACAGCUAUUGCUAAUAAUAAUAAUAUUAAUAAUAAUAGUAAUAAUGCAUCUUAUAUUAGUAAUAAUAAAAUCAUUAUAGAAGAAGAAGAUGAGGAAGAUAAAGAAGAACAUCAAUGGAUAAAUGAUACUAAUCAUACAAGUGCAAACAAUAGCUUAUCUAGUUUUAUUUUUUAUCCCUGGGAGCAAGAAGUUAUUUCUUUAGGGAUUGAAAAUAUGUCUGACAUACAUCAAUUUGUAGAAGGUUAUGAAGACUAGUAAAAUCAUAUUUACAUUUUAAUUUAUAAUAAAGCCUG